Molecule: messenger RNA, 2158 nt
Organism: Arabidopsis thaliana (thale cress)
Lineage: Eukaryota; Viridiplantae; Streptophyta; Magnoliopsida; Brassicales; Brassicaceae
Product: Calreticulin family protein
Exons: 6
Coding region: 175-1773 (532 amino acids)
Biological process (GO): protein folding
Cellular component (GO): endoplasmic reticulum membrane; endoplasmic reticulum
Molecular function (GO): calcium ion binding
Source: RefSeq, marked reviewed
CGAUAUUCAUUGGAAGAUAACAAUCAAAAUGACGUUCGUAGGUCUAAGAAAUACGAGGACUAAAGAGUAAAGAAUAUCUCUCUCUCUGAUCUACUUAGUACUUACUUAGUAGUUACUUCUCUGUCUUAUUUGAUUUUGAGUCUCUGUUUUGUCUCUUCUCUUGAGAUUGCGAUAAUGAGAGAACGGAUUAUUACAUUCGUUUCGCUGCUUCUUGUAGCUUUGCUUUCGUUUCCCAGUGUUAGCUACUGUGACGACCAAACGAUCCUGUAUGAAUCGUUUGACGAGCCUUUUGAUGGUCGCUGGGUCGUUUCAGAGAAAGCUGAAUACCAAGGUGUGUGGAAGCACGAGAAGAGUGAAGGGCAUGAUGAUUAUGGACUUCUAGUGAGUGAGAAAGCUAAGAAGUACGGAAUAGUUAAAGAGCUUGAUGUUGAUGAGCCUCUAAACCUUAACGAAGGAACUGUUGUUCUUCAAUACGAGGCUCGUUUCCAAGAAGGGCUUGAGUGUGGUGGUGCUUACUUAAAGUAUCUUCGUCCUCAAGAAGCUGGAUGGGUUCCUCAAGGGUUUGAUAAUGAUUCUCCUUACUCUAUCAUGUUUGGACCUGAUAAGUGUGGUGCUACCAACAAGGUUCAUUUCAUCUUGAAGCAUAAGAAUCCCAAGAGUGGCGAGUUUGUUGAGCACCAUCUCAAGUUCCCUCCUUCUGUUCCGUUUGACAUGCUUUCUCAUGUCUACACUGCGGUCUUGAAAUCUGAUAAUGAGGUGAGGAUUUUGGUCGAUGGUGAGGAGAAGAAGAAGGGUAAUUUACUGUCUGCUGAAGACUUUGAGCCUCCGUUGAUUCCUUCCAAGACCAUCCCUGAUCCAGAGGACAAGAAGCCAGAAGACUGGGAUGAGAGAGCCAAGAUUCCUGAUCCUAAUGCUGUGAAGCCUGAUGACUGGGAUGAGGAUGCACCCAUGGAGAUUGAAGAUGAGGAAGCUGAGAAACCCGAAGGAUGGUUGGAUGAUGAGCCUGUAGAGGUUGAAGACCCCGAGGCAAGCAAGCCAGAAGAUUGGGAUGACGAGGAAGAUGGUGAGUGGGAGGCUCCUAAGGUUUCCAACACCAAGUGUGAGGCAGCACCCGGAUGUGGCGAAUGGAAGAGACCGAUGAAGAGGAACCCUGCUUACAAGGGCAAAUGGAGCUCACCUCUCAUAGAUAACCCAGCUUACAAGGGAAUCUGGAAACCAAGAGACAUUCCAAAUCCUGAUUAUUUUGAGCUUGAGAGGCCGAAUUUGGAGCCCAUUGCUGCCAUUGGUAUUGAGAUAUGGACAAUGCAAGACGGUAUCUUAUUUGACAACAUCUUGAUAUCUAAAGACGAGAAGGUUGCUGAAACUUACAGACAAAGCACUUGGAAGCCCAAGUUUGAUGUGGAGAAAGAGAAACAAAAGGCAGAGGAUGAAGCUGCUGGUGAGGCAGAUGGUCUCAAGAGUUACCAGAAGAAGGUGUUCGACCUCUUGUACAAGGUUGCAGACAUUUCUUUCCUUAGUGCGUACAAGUCAAAGAUUAUGGAACUUAUUGAGAAAGCUGAAACACAGCCAAACUUAACCAUCGGUGUGCUCAUUUCCAUCGUGAUCGUCUUCCUCUCUCUCUUCUUCAAGCUCAUAUUUGGUGGUGCAAAGGCUAAGGUAGAAAAGAAGAAACCGGAAACAGCUGCAGAGACCUCGACAAGCGAGGCAAAGACAGAGGAGAAAGCAGAAGCGGUGGCUGCACCACGAAAGAGGCAGACGAGGCGUGAGAGUUAGAUAAAAAGAGGAUUAGAUUUUGAUUUUUGGGGCUUUUUGUUUUGAUUUAUCACCGUAUAGACAAACAGUAGUGGACCUGAUAUUAAGACGAUUAUUGUAACAUGUUUUUUUUGUAUGCUUUUAGUUUCACAUGAAUCUGAAUGUGGAUCACAACAUUUAUGAGUUGAAAUUUGAUAAGUAAUGGGUUGUGUACAUCACAUGCAUCAGCAUUAUCAGUUUAUCGUCUUUAGCUCGAGUGUUUACAACAAAAUCUUAGCUUCGAGAUUUAGACUUCUCUACCAAAGGGUCUUGAUAGCCAUGGCACGAGACUCGUAUGAUAUACUAACCACAGUUAGGUCUGUUUGCAGAAUGGAUUCUUUGACAGAGCACGAGCUUCAGCAGCCAG